AUGGCGACAAAAGCCUUGGCGGAUCCGAUCAAGGCUCAGGAUGUUCUUGCAAAAUUGUCGGGCUCGUUUCCCAUGGACGAAGCGGUAGUCGAAGGGAAUAGCUUUGCUUCAGUGAGCCAUUUCGGUACCAGCGCGUGGACGGUGACUGGCAAGGUCCUUGCCAAAACUCGUGAAGGGACGGAUGCCGCCUACUUCUUGAAGAUCGCGUAUGGUGAGCAUGGCGGUGUUAUGCUCAAAGGCGAGUUUGAAUCUGCGAAGAUUAUAUACGGGCUCAUGCCGGGGCUCAUCCCCCAGCCCUUCGGGUACGGUAGAUACAAAACUUCGAAUCCUGUCGCUUACUUCUAUUUAUCUGAGUUCAUCGACAUGGACAUCACUCCGGCACCGGAUCCGGUGGAAUUCACCACUCAACUUGCCGCGCUUCACAAAAGGAGCGGGUCGCCCAACGGCAGAUUUGGCUUCCAUGUCGUUACGUGUGAUGGCAAGAUGCCACAUACCGUUGAUUGGCAGGACAGUUGGGCCACAUUUUUAGGGCGCCUGCUUCAGGGUGUGUGCAAGCUCGACAACUAA
Thyridium curvatum is the source of this 567-nucleotide messenger RNA. RefSeq lists its product as uncharacterized. The coding region runs from base 1 to 567 and encodes 188 amino acids. NCBI's taxonomy places the organism in Eukaryota, Fungi, Ascomycota, Sordariomycetes, Thyridiales, Thyridiaceae. The record is from RefSeq and is a predicted model, not a curated record. The transcript has 3 exons.